Peronospora matthiolae is the source of this 213-nucleotide messenger RNA. Lineage: Eukaryota; Oomycota; Peronosporomycetes; Peronosporales; Peronosporaceae. The record is from the annotation of a GenBank genome assembly.
AUGACGUCCAAACUAGAAGACGACGGUCUCUUUUUAAUGGUCCAGGACACCAUUGGGGAAGGUGCAAUUCCGAUGUUGCGGUCGAACGUGCGGUCGAACGUGCGGUCGAAUACAGCUGCUGCUAUUCUUCACACGAUGCGGGAGCUCAACAACGCACAGACAUCUUGCGUGCUGUUAGUGUACGAGGGCACGUCUGCUGUGAUGCCAAAGUAA